Molecule: messenger RNA, 921 nt
Organism: Aethina tumida (small hive beetle)
Lineage: Eukaryota; Metazoa; Arthropoda; Insecta; Coleoptera; Nitidulidae
Exons: 6
Coding region: 223-726 (167 amino acids)
Source: RefSeq, a predicted model, not a curated record
UUGAUGGACUCGGUCAGACUGUAGUUUGUACUAUGCCGCAUGCUGCACACCACUGCAAAAGCAAGCGGUUCCUAUUUUAUUAACUUUUUCUUCUUUUACGAUUUUCAGUUGACGUGUGAGUGAGUGAAGUGGUUGGUGUCGAUCGAAGGUUAAAAAGGAAAGAGAAGUAAGUGGUGCAUUUCAAUUUUGCAAUUCAUCAUUUGUUACAUUUACAAACACGCUAUGCGGAACCGUUUCAUAUUAAGGAACUUGACUGUGUUUUUGGUGGUCACAUUGUUUGCUGUAGCCAUACAAGACACAAAAACAUUGCAGCAAUACAGAGACAUUAACCCUACAGAAUACAAACCUGAAGAAAGCCGAGAAUUUAUAAGAGAUAAAAGGGCAACAAAAAAGUUGGGAUUUUUUCGGACGUUAUUUUCGGUCAUUUACGAUCAAUAUAAUGAUACAAAAAAUACGAUAAAUACAGUCAAUCAACUGGUAAACGAUAAUUUCCUUCCUGAGAAUGCACCAAUCACCACAACAACAAUGAGCAGCGAUCCAAACGCAACAACCACCGAAGCGCCCUACAAAAUCACCCGAACCGAGUUUAAUCGGAUUAUAAGAAGAAAUUUACGAGGUCUGGUCAGGCUGUUCAAUAUUGAAUUUAAUGAAGCACUCCAGCAAUCUGCAGUGACUAAAAAGCAAUUGAAGAAGAACGCUUCAAUAGAGUUUUCUAAAUACUUAUAAAAAAAUGAUGAAAAAAAUUUUUGAAUCGAGAAGCCAUAUUGUUAACAUUUUUUGUAUAGUCAUGGCAAAGAUAACUGUGAUAUUGUUUUUAGAGUUAUUUUGCUCAAUUAAAUAAUUUAUUUCCUCCUUUUUUAAAAAUUGUACAUGUUUUUUAGUGUUUAGUUGUAUGGGCCAUUAAUUUGUGAAAUGAGUCCU